AUGUCCUAGGGGUCUAGCUUUUUCUGCGGGAGGCUGGAAGUGUGUGUGUGUGGGGGGUGUGUGUGUGAGUGAGAACCGAGUCCGGGUCCGAGCCCUCCGCAUCCUUCCUAGCCUCUUGGUCUUCGCCUCUUCGUGGCGGCGCACUGCCUCCCUACUGAGACGCUAGCCAGCCUCCGUUGCUGGCAUUUGGAAUUCUGCCCGAAUAGGGGGGUUCUGAAGGAGGAAGAAGAGGAGGAGGAGGAGGAGAGGGACAGACGGAGGCCAGCGGCGAGACGCGGAAUCCGGAGUCCAAAACAGCACCGGGAGAGGAACGGAGCGGCAGCGGCGGCGCCCAGGCAAGCCAAGGCGCCCUCCCGCUUGCUCGCCCGCCUGCAGUGCAUCAGCGUGGCGGGGCCUGACACCCCCAGGAUGGUUAACGCGGGGCAUUAUGCACUGGUUAACAGCCUCCCAGCCCUUGAGCGACUUGUUUUAAGCAUUUUCUCCCUUGCUCUCGCUUUUAAUCUUGUCUCUAGUGGCGUGUGUAGGGGGGAGGACUUUAUUUCCAUUGGCUAAGCUCUCCCUUCCCACCCACAUCUCUUCCACAUCACCUUGGUGUCUCCCUAAAUAAAACCAGCCCUCCUUAUCGCCUGGAAAAAAUCAGGAGCUAGAGUUUGAAUGGAUUUUAUAUAAACACGCACCCCUGACAGCGUGCAGCCCAGCUCUCAGGAUAAACUCACUGCUGCCUGGCCUGAUGCUUGCUGUGCUUGUUCUCUCCUGUGAACAUCAAGGUUUAAGCAGAGACUGGGAACUCUUCCCUGAAAUUUGAUCAGCCUGAAGCCAGUGGCAGAACUGCACAGGGUCCCCAUGGACCUCAAGGAGAGUCCCAGCGAGGGCAGCCUCCAGCCCUCUAGCAUCCAGAUCUUCGCCAAUACCUCCACCCUGCAUGGGAUCCGCCACAUCUUCGUGUAUGGGCCGCUGACUAUCCGUCGAGUGCUCUGGGCCAUGGCUUUCGUGGGUUCCCUGGGCCUGCUGCUGGUGGAGAGCUCAGAGAGGGUGUCCUACUACUUCUCCUACCAGCACGUCACCAAGGUGGAUGAAGUGGUGGCCCAAAGCCUAGUCUUCCCUGCUGUCACCCUCUGCAACCUCAAUGGCUUCAGGUUCUCCAGGCUUACCACUAAUGACCUGUACCACGCUGGGGAGCUGCUGGCCCUGCUGGAUGUCAACCUGCAGAUCCCUGACCCGCACCUGGCAGACCCCAUAGUGCUGGAGGCCCUUCGGCAGAAGGCUAACUUCAAACACUACAAACCCAAGCAGUUCAGCAUGCUGGAGUUCCUGCAUCGGGUGGGUCACGACUUGAAAGAUAUGAUGCUCUACUGCAAGUUCAAAGGGCAGGAGUGCGGCCACCAGGACUUCACCACAGCAUCCUCAAGCAAAAUAAAACUGAUGAUGACAGAAGAAGAUGAUGAAGAAGAAGGAGAUGAUGAGGAAGAAGAAGAAGGAGGAGGAGAAGAACAUGCUCUAAUACCAUUUGUGCACAAGCUGUCAGAUAUUAACUGUGCUGCUGAGCCUUUUCUGUUGAGUUUGAAUUCCAGCUCAGUUGCCAACCCAAUAUGUAACCUUGAACAGGGCUCAGAUUCCUCAGAUAUGUGUCGUGAUGCACAGUUUAUAUCUCAGGAAACUGAGGCAGAGAGGAUGUUCUCUGACUUGUCAUACAUGCAUGACUUCACUUUGUUCUGGGCAGUGUGCCAGCCUCCACAGGUGAUGCACAACAGCAAACAUUCUACAAGCACUGUUCCCUUGAAGUAUCACACCCUACAGGAAGAGCUGGUGUUAUCCCACCUUAGAGGCCAGGCUCUGAAGAGGACAAGAGCAAGGAAGGCAAGAACCCCUUUCACCAGCCAAGCAGUAGACAAGAAGCCAUCAGAGGGCAAGUUGAAAGCACAGGACUGUGGACGGGGCAUCGCCAAUGUGCUGGAUGUGUUGCUAUGA
Messenger RNA from Erinaceus europaeus (western European hedgehog), 1968 nucleotides. Its product is annotated as acid-sensing ion channel 2-like. Bases 844 to 1968 code for a protein of 374 amino acids. The record is from RefSeq and is a predicted model, not a curated record. Lineage: Eukaryota; Metazoa; Chordata; Mammalia; Eulipotyphla; Erinaceidae. Gene Ontology annotation, molecular function: ligand-gated sodium channel activity. Gene Ontology annotation, biological process: sodium ion transmembrane transport. The transcript has 7 exons. Gene Ontology annotation, cellular component: membrane.